Prorocentrum cordatum is the source of this 1823-nucleotide messenger RNA. The record is from the annotation of a GenBank genome assembly. NCBI's taxonomy places the organism in Eukaryota, Dinophyceae, Prorocentrales, Prorocentraceae.
CACUCCGCAAACAUAUGGGCUCAGGCGCUCCGGCCGUCUGUGUUUUAGCACAUAUGUGGCGCUAGUCUUGUCUACACUCGCCUCUACAUUUGUUUUCAGGAAGCAUGAUGCGAGCGGGCGUCCUUGCUUGCCUCGCCUUGGUUGGAGCGGCGCUGACUGCGGAUGUCCCCGAGCUGAGCCUUCUUCAGCGUGGGGAUGAGAUUGAAACUGGCUUCGAGGACGAGUCGGUGCUGAACGUCGGGGACGAGCUGGAGGAGAUGAUCGAGGUGAUGGUGGAGGGCAGGCCGAAGUGGCGCAAGGCCAACCGCACGCAAAGGUCCAAGGAUAAUCUGACUGCCUCCCUGGACCAGAUCAUCCCACUCCUGCAGGCGGACUUCAAGAAGAAAACGGAAGCCCUGAAGAGGACGCUCCGGAGCUUCAAGGAGAAGCAGCAGGAGCUUGACUUUGCGAAGAAGGAAGCCACACUCGCCAUGAAGGAUCUGCGCAAGGAGGCGGAGAAGCGCCGUAAGGUCAUUCUGGACAGGAAGAGGGCGAAGGAGGACGAGCGUCUGGCCAAGAUUGAGGCCCAUCGCGCCGCCAAGGAGGCGAUGAUCAAGAAGGCGCAGAUGCUCAUGGGCGCGAAGGCUAACUCCGAGAUGUCGGGCAUGCUGGGCGAGGUCACUCUGGGCAUCAUGGUCGAGGUGAUGAUGGCUCUCCCGAAGGCCACGGAGAACCCGCUUUUCAUGAAGCGCAUCAACAAGGCCAAGAUAGAGAUCGCCAACACCGUCCAGGACUUCCUGAACAUCACCCGCCGCAAGACGGCGAAGUUCGCCCUUGCUAGCGGCAGGGCGUCUGACGUGGAGCUGUCGUUCUUAAUGACGCGCUACUUCCACGAGGCGUCUUUCCGCGUCAAGUCCAUGCACGCGGACGCGCAGAAGCUCGCCAGGGACCUGAACGUCGUCAUGCCAAGGGAGUUGCGACAGGCCUUCAUGCCCAUCAUUAAGCAGCUGCGCGAGCAGGCCGUCCCGCUGCGCGUGAACGCGAGCGCGCUGGCGGCUGCGUCCCAGGCCGACGCGUGCAACGAGAUCUCUGGGCUCAUGUCCAACAUCACAGACUACAACACGAAGCUCGCGACUAUGCACACCUCCCUGCACAAUAUCUGGCAGAUGUCCGAGCUGAUGCUGCCGCACAUGAGCAAGAUUUACCCCAUGACGCCGGAGACGAUCGACCUCGUUAAGGACUUCAUGUCGCUCGCGACAACGCAGUGUGCUGGUCUGCAGGAGUCCGCGGACGAGAUCGUGACCCAGGUCGGCCCGGUCAUCAGUGAGCGCAUGCAGUGCACCUGGAGUGCGGCAAAGCCGCGCUUUGGCCUGGGCUUGGCCGCUGUGCUGGCGGCGCUGGUCGCCCACUUCCUCGCCUGAGGCUCGCGGGGGACCCCUUCCGCGGCACAGCUUAUGCCUCACAGCUCUUGGUCCUGCUACUCCUCCUCACCGUCCCUUCUUCUCCUCCUCGUGAUCAGAUGCUCCUCUUUUUCCCCAGCUAGGCUUGGCCAGCGCCGAGGCGGGAGCGCCAGUCUGCAUGUGAGUCGCCUCCGCCAGCAGCUCUUCCUCCCGUCGGUGGACUCCAACUAUACAAGCGCGGUGACUCUGCCCAGGCCACUCCCCGGAUCUGGGAUCGUCGCACGCACCUUCCUCUCUGAGCCAGGAGGGCGCAUGUACCGACCUUCGGCGCAGCGUCGGCCCGCCUAAGAUCGGCACAGUUUGGUCAGUCGGCGUCCCGGCGACCUUCAGAACCCCCAGAAAACGGCUGAAGCCACCCCUCGGACCUUAGGAGCCUCACAGGAC